Molecule: messenger RNA, 769 nt
Organism: Benincasa hispida (wax gourd)
Lineage: Eukaryota; Viridiplantae; Streptophyta; Magnoliopsida; Cucurbitales; Cucurbitaceae
Gene: ENODL15
Product: early nodulin-like protein 15
Cellular component (GO): plasma membrane
Molecular function (GO): electron transfer activity
Source: RefSeq, a predicted model, not a curated record
AAAAUUCAUUCUUUCAUUCAUUUUCCAAUUAUAAUAUAUUCUCUGUUCUCACUCCAUCGGUGAAGAAGAAGAAAAGUUAAGUCCCCAUCCAUCAUCAUCAUCAUCAUCAUCAUCAUCAUCCAUGGCUGGCUUUUCAAGAGCUCUGUUUCUUCUCACCUUUCUCCUUUUCAGCUUCUCAGAAGCCAGAGAGAUCUUGGUCGGAGGCAAAUCCAAUGUCUGGACAAUCCCUUCUUCUCAAUCUCAAUCCCUCAAUCAAUGGGCUGAAACCUCCCGUUUUCGCAUUGGCGACACUCUCGUGUGGAAUUACGAAGAAGGGAAGGAUUCGGUACUGAAAGUGACAAAGGAAGAUUACGAAGCCUGCAACACCGAAAACCCAGAACAGAGAUUCGAGGAUGGGAAUACGAAAGUGGAGCUACAGAAACCAGGCCCUUUUUAUUUCAUCAGUGGGGCAAAGGGUCACUGCGAGCAGGGCCAGAAGCUGAUUGUUGUGGUUGUGACUCCUCGCCGCAGGUUCAUCGGCAUCUCUCCGGCGCCUUCUCCGGCGGAGAGUGAGGGUCCGGCGGUUGCUCCGUCGAGUGGAGCUGCGAAUUUGAAGGUUGGGUUUUUGGCGGUGGUUGUCGGAGUUAUGGGUUUGCUGUGAGGAUUGGAACUACUUGAUUUUGGGUUCUUUCCUUGGUUUUAUUUGUUUGAUUUAGAUUUUGGAUGUAACUCCACAUUCCAUUCGGAAUAUCCAAAAAAUAUUAAUAUAUAAUAUUCGUUAAUUUUUCCA